AUGAGUCAGCCACUGGAGAUACAUUACACGUUCAAUGCAGUGAACAUAAGAAACACUGUUAUAAUAACUGUUAUAAACACUGUAAUAACUUUAUUGACGCUCCCCCCCCACCCAGGUUAUGUCACUUUAUGUUCACACAUUCGAGAGUAUCACUUUAUAAAGGAGGCUAAGACAUGGGAGGAGGCCCAGAUAUCCUGCAGAAACAACUACACUGACCUCGCUACUAUUGGCAGCCAUGAUGACAUGAAGAGGCUGGUGAACGUGACAGCAGCCAGUGGCAUGACGGAAGAAAUCUGGAUUGGUCUCACAAAGACCAGGGUGGCAUCCUGGCUGUGGUCUGUGGGAGAAACUCAGAGCAGUCAUGGAGUGGCUGAAUACACUAACUGGUCCAUUGGUCCCAAUUCCUCUCACCAAUGUGGAGGCAUGAGGGCUGAUGGGAAAUGGCGCAGUGCACUCUGUGAAACACCACUUCCUUUUGUCUGCCAGGAAGAACAUUUUGCAAUAUUCACAGAGGGGUCCAGUAGGGUGUAUAUUGUUCUUCAAGAGAAGUCCUGGAGGGAAGCCCAAGAGUACUGUCGACUGAAUAACACAGACUUGGCCAGUGUGAGGAACCAGACUGAAAAUCAGGCAUUACAGCAAACAGUUUUUGAAAAGGGGUCAUCGCUGUUCCUGAUCUGGAUCGGUUUGUUCAGAGAUGAGUGGAAAUGGUCGGACGAGAGUGACAGCUCCUUCAGAUACUGGGAGAGAAGUCAGCCAAAUGAUGAUGGAGUGUGCGCAUUGUACAGACCCUCCGACAACAAGUGGUAUGACAGAGAUUGUACCUCCUCAAAAUACUUCUUCUGCUAUAGUGGUGAGUAUAUAAUAUCUGUAACAGUGUCUGUUUUGUUUUGUUUUGUUUGUUAUGAAGGGAAUUAA
Micropterus salmoides (largemouth bass) is the source of this 915-nucleotide messenger RNA. RefSeq names its product secretory phospholipase A2 receptor-like. Lineage: Eukaryota; Metazoa; Chordata; Actinopteri; Centrarchiformes; Centrarchidae. The transcript has 3 exons. The coding region runs from base 1 to 915 and encodes 304 amino acids. The record is from RefSeq and is a predicted model, not a curated record.